This is a messenger RNA of Chelonus insularis, 7055 nucleotides long. RefSeq lists its product as uncharacterized. Gene Ontology annotation, molecular function: metal ion binding. Lineage: Eukaryota; Metazoa; Arthropoda; Insecta; Hymenoptera; Braconidae. Bases 316 to 6540 code for a protein of 2074 amino acids. The record is from RefSeq and is a predicted model, not a curated record. The transcript has 8 exons.
UUGUGUGAAGAAUUUUUUGGGAUAAAACGUUCAACGUCCGUCAUUUUACACUCGGAGUUGGUUCGAUUUUUAUUAUCUUUAGAAUUUUCUUCAAUUUUUCAAGUAUUUUUAAAUUUGUUCUUUAUAAUAAUUUAAUAUAAUACUAUUUUAUUAUUGUUUUGUCAAAAAUAGAUUAUAGAAUUCUCAUAGGUUAAUGAAACACCUUUAGAAUGUGUACGUCAUGAAUACAUAUGUACGUCAAUAUGGCGCCUAGUGAUUAGAAUUAAGAUGCUAUCAGGCUACAGUAUUUACUUUUGAUAAUUUGGUGUCUAUACUAUGGAUAUUAAAGAAGAAGGCGAAAUUUCAUUAGAUGAUGUCAGUUCGUCGGAGGAAACAAAUCAUAAUAAUUGGCUAAAAAAAGAAAAAAAACUAGAUAUGGAAAGAAAAUACGAUAAACGAGAAGUUGAUAUUCUUCCUCAAGAUGCAGUCUACGGCAAAGAAAAUCGUCAAUAUUCCAAUGAAUUACAUGUAUAUGAUACGAAGACAAAACCACCAGUUCUAAACGAUCUAUCUAAAGAUGGUCUAUUGCCAAUAUCUAGUGAGGAGGACAAUGGUGUUGAGAUAGUAGGUAGGCCAGAUACUUCUGAACGAGCGAUGGUUAUCGUUGGGCCUAAAAGAAAAAGAAAGAAAAAGAAAAAAAAGAAAACUGGACAAAGAUUAUUGGUUUUGGAUGAUCUUGAGUCUGCCAUCGAACCUCCAUCCUUACCAACUCGUAUCACUGGAGACGAUAUCCUUACACCACCAAGUCAUUAUGAGUCAAGUGAACUACAUAGAAAAUAUUCUCCACCAUCUGCUAAACUCUACCGAUCUCCAGUUAAUCAUUUCAAAACAACCUCUCAUCAUCCUCGUGCACCAUCACCUCGUCGAAGAUCACCACGAAGAUUAUCACCAGAAAGAUCAACAGUAAUAUCAGAUAGAUAUUCGCAACAUAAAUCGUCUAGAGAACAUUCAUCUCGUCGUGAUGUAACUCAAUUGUUAUUGAAAAAAGUACGACAAUUUGAUAAUAGAUAUAAAGAUACUUCGGCAAAAGAUCAAUUAUUAUCUAACAAAAUGCACAUACUUAAAUCAGAUUCUAACAGUUAUCUAAAAGAAAAUGGAGAUUUGAAAAAUUAUAAAGCAGCAAACUAUGAUGUAGAAGAAGAAGAAGACGUUGAAAAAUUACGACGUGCAGCUUUAGAAACAAAACUGCAAAAAAGUGAAAGAAAAGAUAUAGAAAUAAUUAAAGAUUCAAAAACAGAAUCUGAAGAUAAUUCAAGUCUAAAUUAUAAUGCAGGCGAUCAAGAUGUAGAAGAUUUAAAAUUACGAAUGAUUGCAUUGCAAUCGGCUUUUCAAAAGAAGCAUCGUGAUAGAGUUCAGCGGGGUGUUGUUGGUAAAAACAAAAAUGUUAAUAGAAGAGAUAAAAGUCCUUCUAGUGACAGUUUUCUUGAUGAUCUAUUCAACGAUUUUAAAGAGCUUAGUAAAGAAUCACCAACUGCAGAAAGCGUGGAUGUGGAAGACAUGGAUUUAGACUCAGAUGUAGAAAGGGAGAAAGAAAAUCAACCGUAUUCUCCUACUGAUGGCUUAUCAGACGAUAAGUAUUCAGAACCAGAAACUGUUGAACCAUCAAAUAGAGUACCUCCUAAUUCUUAUUCUACUAUUCCACGUGCAGAAUACAAUGCUCCAGUUCCAACAUAUAAUCAAGCAUUUUAUCCGCAACCAAAUCAAAUGGCACAUCCUGAAUCUCCUUAUCUACCUUUAGAUUCAAUACAACCACCAACUAUUGAUAGAUACUUAGGAGCAGAUCAAUUUAAUUACAAUGCUUCAUACAUAAGACCUAUGCCACCGAGAAUAGGAGCUGUUCCUACAAGUUCUCGUGCCGAAACACCAUAUUCUCCUACAGACACCCCAGCUUUUGAUCCAGAACUGCCAGUCUGUCCAUCAGAACUUUCUUUUGUUGAUAAUGUUACCAAUACUACUAGUGUUUCAUAUCCCAAGAAUACUUAUUUGAAUAAUCCCAUGUUACAACCACACAACAAUGGUCCUAACUAUAUCCCACUCCCAACAGAGCUCAAUAAACAAGCUGCACCGUCCACGACAGCGCAUUUGGCUCGUGAUCCUCGUCGAGCUGCUGCUUUAUCUCGAGGAGUGAUACCAAUUUCUACUCAACCUCAGAAAAUUACUCCUUUAGAACAAUCGUCGGUGAAACUUGUAGAAAAACCUAAAGAAGUGGCCAGUGCUGAUCCUAGAAUAUAUGGAAUUAUUGCAGCUAGUAAACAUAAAAAUGAUGAUCGUUUUGAAGAAAUUAUGAAGAGCUUAGAAGAGUAUACGUUGGAGCCUGCAUAUUUACAGGGCGUUCCUCAAAUAACCAAAGAUGCUAAUAAGAUUCCUACCUUAGUAAAUAGAACUUUAGUACCUGCACCUAUUCUGAGGACAAAUAAACAGCUCCAGCAGAAAUUACCUGCCAAAAAACCAGAUGACACUGUUGAAAAAACAUUCAAAAAUGCUGAAAUGCAACCUGUUGAAAUUGUAAAUCAAUCCAAAAGUAGUUCGACAUUUAAACCUAUUAAAUUACCAUCGAAAACACGGAAAAUUCAACUUAUUGAUCUGCCUGUAAAAGGUUUCAAUCCUAUCAAUGAGUCGAGUACUUCUACUGAUAACGGUUUAGAAAAUACUAGUACUGUUGAUUUGAGUAAGAAUACUGAAACAUUGACAACAGAAGCUGAAGUGAAGAAAAGAGGAAGACGGCCUAAAACACCUACAAUUCGAAAAACUAAUGCGAAAAAAUCUCCUGUCAAAGAUAGUAGCAAAGCUUCAAAUAAAAUUAUAGGAAAAAAAUCUCAAGAAAAUAAUAAAGAAGUUGAAAAUCCAUUAGAAGAAAGGGAAAAAGUUGAUGACGGUGAUGCUAAAAGACCACGAGGAAGACCAAGAUCAAGAAGUGUUCAUAGAGCUGAAAAAAAUGAGGAAGAAAAUAAAAGAAGAGAUAGUUUACACAGGACAGUAAAAGGAAAAACUUCCAAGGUUUCGGAAACAAGUUCAAAAGAAAAUGAUAACAAACGAAGAUCUAGUGUUGAUGAAGAUGAAGAAGCUCUACGUGCAUCAGUCAUUGCAUCAAUGUACACAUCGGGACUGAAGAAAACGCGAGAUGAGUCAUCUGAUAAAACAAAAAUUGAUAGCACUAGAGAUAAAUCCUUAAUUACAAGUAGUACCGUGAAUGAAAAAUCUAUUUCUACUUUAAAAAAUAACUCUAUGAUUAUAAAUAAUGUAAAUAGUAAAGUUCCAAAUACAAAAAGUACAAUUGGCAAUGUAGCUUCUAAUACACUAGUAAAUGCUAGAAAACGACCAGGAACGACAGAUGUAUUUGGUCCACCUGAAAAAGUCUUGAAGAAGACUACAAUAACUUCCAAAAACCCUCUUGAUAAUUUAACUAAAAAUUUGGGAGCGCCAGCAAGUCCAAAGAUGUCAAAGAAUGUAUCAAGAGUCGUAAUUAAUUUAGGAGAAGAUUCUGAUAGUGAUUCCGAUUUCACUGAUUAUUCUUCAUUAUUACCUUCGAAGAGAUCGAAUGUUGCUGCUCCAUUGACUGAUUUCGAUAAAAAACUCGAUGAAUUCUUGAAAUCUCAAAGAGAAAAAUUAGAAAUUAAUAGUAAAGUUCUCUCUACAUCUACAGGAAAUAAAACAGCGGCUUCAAUAGCACAAAAGACAUCAGCUCUUAGUUCCACACCGCUGGCAGUACGUCAUUUACCAGUUUCGAAACAAGAAGAGUAUAGAAGAUUAAAACAACAAUUGGCUGAGAAAGAAAAACAGAAAUUGAUAAGAGCUUCUAAAAAGAGUUCACAAAAAUCGACAAAAGCGAUAUCAACAUCAACAGAAGAAAGUGUACAAGUUACUGCGACCAAUUCGCAAGUCAAAAAGACGACAAGAAGUUCGAAACCAGCGGCAGAUUCUUCCAUUUCUACAUUACCUCCAUCAAAUGAUCAAGGAGUUUUUACAAACAUUCCACAACCACCAAAAAUAUCAUCAUCACUUACUCCAGCUUCCGAAAAUCUUCAACCAAUUACUAAUAUUUAUCCAAAUAAUUUGAUGGAUACGUCACUCGAUGAAGAGCAACAAUUAUUACUACCUCUAGACUUUUCAAUCAAACCUGAUCCUGAUGAUUUCCUUACUAUUACUGAUGAGCCAAAAGUUGAUCCUUUGAUUAUUGAAAGUGUUUCUCAGAAUGGUUAUAAUGAAAUAAACUAUGAUAUGGCAUUAGAGAAUUUGGGCCUGAGAGAAAAUCUUAUCAUUCAAAUUUCAAAUAUUCAAGAUGAUAAUAUAAAAAGUCAACGGAAAGUUUUAUUCGCUAAGGAUCUUGCUGCAACCGAAGAACCAACACCUUCAGCUGAAGAAACAACUCCUAAUACUCCAGCUGCUCCAGUAUUAAAGAUUUUGACUACAGCUCAACUUAAUAUGAGAGUUGGACAAGAACCACUAUCAACUAAUCAAGAAGAAAUGGAAGAAAAAGUCAGGCUUGAUGAAAAUGGACAAGUCAUUACACAGGAUACCCAACCUUCAAAUGAAAAUAAUAAUUCCACUAAUGAAUUAGCUAGUCAAGUUCCUCCAGUAGUUCCUAAAUCAGAACCCGUGUCUGAUUCUUCUGAGCAGCAUAUGUCAAUACCAAGUAUUCAAGUUACACCAGUUACAGAAUCAAGUACAACAAUUCCAACAGUAUCUGUUCAAGCAAAUGUUAAUUCAGAAGAAUCAGCACCUUUACUUCCUCCUAAAGAAGAACCAGAGGUUGAACCUCCUAUUCAAACGCCAACAGUAAUCCCAAUAACCCCAAUGAAUAUUAUUAAAUCUGAGGUUGAAGAAGACCUUAAAACUUAUAGUAAGCUUCCGCUAGAAGAACAGAAGACGGAAUUAUUGAAGAUUGAGAAUGAUUUAGUUAAGAAAAGGUAUACAAUACUGUCAGACGUAUCAGAAAUGAUGGAAAGUUUGCAACAAUGGGAGAUUGAAAGAAAUGCUAAAAUAAAAUUAGCAAGAGAUGUAGCAAGGCUAAGAUUAGAGUUGAAGCGGGCUGAAGAACGUUUAGAAGAACAGAAACUUAAAGUCAAUAACAUGGAACCAAAAAUUAAGAAAGCUCAUAGUGUAAUUAAUGUUGGUAGAUCUGAAUGUGUAAAAUUGAAUAAACUUUGCGAGGGUCUUGGUGCUAAUAUUUCCGGACAUGAAUACAAAUCCCCAAUUCUUGGAGCCGAUGCGUUAUAUAAUAAAUUAAAAGACAUCUCAAAUUAUACACAGCAAUUAUUCAACAAAAAAGAAACAUUGAAUAAUCAAAAGGAUGACAUAGGAUUGAAACCACCAACCGCUCAUAAAAAUCCUACUGAAUCUAAUGGUGUUGAAAAAUCUCAUUCUAGUAAACAACAAUCAGCUCCUCUGAAUUUAAGUGUCCAACCAACUCCUGAAGUCAAUGAAAAUUUGCCAACUGUUAAAACUGAAGAACCUGAAAAUCAAGAUUUAAAUUCUGCCACCAUUACUACUCCUACAUCAGACGCUAAUUGUAUACCAGUUGUUAGUUCUGAAUCAACCAUUAAUGUUUCAUCAAUUACUAAUUCUACAUCCAACAAUAAUCCAACGCCAUCAGUUCAACCUAACUUGAGUGUCAAUAUCAGCCACAACCAAGAAACAUCAGAUGAAUUUUCUUUAUCUAAAGUAAAAACAGAACCUAUUGAUACCAGUGAAACAGAAGGUCUUGAGCAUACUCCUAUGGAAGUAGAUACUGAAAGUGAAACGACGAAAGAUACUCAAUCGAUCCAAGUAACUGAACCAAUUGCUCAAAUAAAAAUAGAAAGAAUGGAUGAUGAAGAAAUUAAUGAAAGUAUUUCAAUCUGUAAUAAUACAGUACUGAAAACAGAAAAAGAUGACACUCAGCCUGAGGAGAGUUGUGGAAAUAUAUCAAGUAAUAUGUCAAUUCGGGUACUACCUAGUGAGUUUUUAAUUGGCCAAAGAAGAGAAGAAGAGAAAACAAAAGAAGGAAAUACAGAUGCUACUGAUAAAAAACAAACUAAUUCUACCGGUGUAAGUGAUAGAGCAGUUGAGUUAAGUUUCACUGUGGAUCCAGGUGUCUGUAAAAAAGGAACAUCCGAAAUUGAAAAGAGAUUAGAUGAUAAAAUUCAAAAUACUGAAGGGAAAUCUGUAUCAGAUACUUUUCCAAUUAAUAGAUUAGAUAAUGAACAAAUUCAAAAUACUGAAAUAAAAACUGAAACAGAUCCUUCAUCAAGUAUUGACUUAACGGGAAGUAAUGUAAAUAUUGUUGGACAAGCUUCAGAAAGAAGUAUAAAGGCUGUAGUUACUAAUGUUCAAGAAACUUGGGCUGACUUUGAGGAAGAGAAACCACUUGUGACUGAAGUGUCUUAUGAAUCAGUAUUAACUGCCUUCAAUACCACAAGACCCGUGGAUCCUAAUGGAGUUCUAUGUCCUUUUGAAUUAAUGGGAACAUGCAAAGACGACUCAUGUACAUACAAUCAUCUCAAUGCUGACCGCAAAAUGUAGCGGCGAAUGUUCCUGGUCUAUGAGAUUUGGACUCUUUCAUACAUUUAGUGGUUUGAACAAUUGUUACUGAGAUGUAAACUGAACAAUUUUUCUGGAAUGACUUAAUGGUAAUUUCAAUUCAAGGAGAAUGUUAUCUUCAUUUCUCCGGAUGGUAAGUUGUCUUUUUAAAGAAAAAAAAAACAAAAACAAAUAUAAAAUAUAAUUCAUCACACGAAAAGAUUACCAUAUUACUCAAUUUUUUUCUUUAAGUUUAAUACGCGUUAUAAAUUUUUUUUUAUAAUGCAUAUUUAUAUAAAUAUAUCUAUAUUAUGUGUUAUAAAAUAUUACUAUCAUAAUCAUAAUUUAAUUAAAAUGUCAAAAAAAAAAGUUAGAAUAAUUUUGGCGCGAUUAAUUAGUUUCAGAACGUGAUGUUGAGAAAUUAUCGUUUUUAUAUAAUACUUUUAAUCUCCAACAAAUAUACCUCGUUAAAUGACACGUCCUGUACCUGUGUAUAAUAAAAAGUUAUUUUUUUUUAA